Messenger RNA from Racocetra persica, 673 nucleotides. Lineage: Eukaryota; Fungi; Glomeromycota; Glomeromycetes; Diversisporales; Gigasporaceae. The record is from the annotation of a GenBank genome assembly.
AUGGCUGAUGAAACAACUCCAACUCCCAAAGUCAAAGGCACGAAAAAAGGUGUAAAAUCUUCUGAUCCUGCAAUUAACCGUGAUGCUGCAUCUCUACGCCAAUUCUUUGAUGCUUACAAUAGUCCUCCUACAAUGCAAGUUCACAUACGAGGAUGGCAUCAAGAAAAAUCCCAAGAAAUGUCUGGCAAAAACAAUCACAAGAAUGUCUAUACGCAUGUUACAGAUUUUGAAGUUACUCUUGACCUUAAUGGAUAUAUUGUCCCUACCCCCCAAGUAGUUGCUCCUUCAAGCUUUGAUGAGUAUUUGGAAGCUUAUAUACGUGAUGAAAAUAAAUGCAAGGAAAUCACUCUUAAAAAGACUGUUAUAUGGGAAUAUGACGCACUUUACAAUUUAAUUUUCGAUUUGGCACGUCGUCGUGGAUUUCGAUAUAACCUAAAUGUUACAUAUCCUCAAGGCAAUAACGUUGUAAAAGUCAUGACAGAUAACUCUUUUGGCAAGAAUGUGCGAACCUAUGCAUUUAUUGCAGCACCAAUUUCUUGGGUUUAUAAAAAGAAAUUCAAUAAAUUGCAAAGUCAAUUUCAAAUGAAUCUUACAGUUGCAGAAUGGUUUUCACAGAAUUCAACUCUAAUAGAACAAUACAUCACUGUUGAUAAGCAGGGUGGUCGUAUUGUUG